This is a messenger RNA of Dentiscutata erythropus, 212 nucleotides long. The record is from the annotation of a GenBank genome assembly. NCBI's taxonomy places the organism in Eukaryota, Fungi, Glomeromycota, Glomeromycetes, Diversisporales, Gigasporaceae.
UUUUGAGUGGAAGGACAGAAAAUGUUGUUGUAUGAUCCAAUCUGAAUAUAAUGAGACGACAUUUGUGAUUUCGGAAGAACCAAUUAUUGAUGAAGAUAAAAAGAAAUGCAACAAUAGAAAAGAUAAUGGCGCUGCAAACAUAAGGUGUGUAGUGCAUGUGUUGGAAGAUAAAGAGGCUGAGUUUAAUAAAAGAAGGGGUGAAGCUGCAAAUG